This is a messenger RNA of Eruca vesicaria subsp. sativa (arugula), 525 nucleotides long. Lineage: Eukaryota; Viridiplantae; Streptophyta; Magnoliopsida; Brassicales; Brassicaceae. The record is from the annotation of a GenBank genome assembly.
CAGCCUUCCUAGAAACAGAUUCGCCGUAAAACUUGCAUAGUCAUCGUCGUCUAUCCUUCGCUGUUUCUCGAUCAAUUAUCCGAUGAUGGCGUUGAACACCGGAAUCAGAUCUAUCUCAAAGAUCAUAGCUUCAUCCGAAUCAUCAGUCUCCAGAUCUGUGAGCAGAAGUUUCCACUCGACGGGAGCUAAGAAGAUGAGCGGAGGAGGAGGGCAUGGGCAUGACGAGCCAUACUACCUCCACGCAAAGCACAUGUACAAUUUGGACCGCAUGAAGUACCAAGGUCUCAAGAUGUCUCUCGGUGUCUUCACCGCUUUCAGUAUUGGUGUUGGAGUUCCCAUCUUUGCUGUUGUCUUCCAGCAGAGGAAGACCGCUUCUGGUUGAGUCUCUCUCAGCUUUUGAAUAAUUUUUAUGAUUUCUCAAAACUCUGCCUCUGCAAGAGAGUUUCUUGCUUUUUUUUUUAUGCUUAUUGUUAUGGUGAAAGUAUAUUUUUUCCUUGUUUAUUCAUCCUUCUUUGCUGGCUGUUU